Calypte anna (Anna's hummingbird) is the source of this 6097-nucleotide messenger RNA. It is a transcript of the gene KLHL11, whose product is annotated as kelch like family member 11. The transcript is spliced from 2 exons. The record is from RefSeq and is a predicted model, not a curated record. NCBI's taxonomy places the organism in Eukaryota, Metazoa, Chordata, Aves, Apodiformes, Trochilidae. Gene Ontology annotation, molecular function: protein binding. Bases 25 to 2094 code for a protein of 689 amino acids.
GCAGGCGCAGCGCCCGCAGCCGCCAUGUCGGACAAGAUGGCGGCGGCCGCGGCCUCUCCGCAGCCCCAGCCUGGGUCUGGGCCGCCGGCAGCAGAGGCGGAGGGUGCGGGGCAGCGCGGCGGCGGAGGCGAUGGGGAGGCGGAAGCGGAGGAGUUCGGGUGCCCGGCGCAUUGCUCCGACCUGGCCUGGCGGCAGAACGAGCAGCGCCGACACGGCCUCUACUGCGACAUCACCCUGGCCUUCGGCGGCGGGCGGCCCGGGGCGGCCCGCGAGUACCGGGCGCAUCGCUCCGUCCUGGCCGCCGCCACCGAGUACUUCACGCCGCUGCUCUCCGGGGGUUUUGCCGAGUCGCGCUCGGGUCGCGUAGAGCUGCAAAAGUGGAGCUCGGAGGGCGGGCCCGACCCCGACACGGUGGAGGCCGUCAUCGGCUUCAUGUACACCGGCACCAUCCGCGUCAGCCCCGGCAACGUCCACGAGGUGCUGGAGAUGGCGGACAGGUUUCUACUGACCCGGUUAAAAGAGUUCUGUGGAGAGUUUCUGAAGAAGAAGCUCAACCUCUCCAACUGCGUGGCGGUUCAUAGCUUAGCCCACAUGUACUCCUUGAAUCAGCUGGCCCUCAAAGCUCAGGACAUGAUCAGGAGAAACUUCCACAAAGUUAUCCAGGAUGAGGAGUUCUACACUUUGCCCUUUCACCUCAUCAGAGAUUGGCUCUCAGACUCGGAGAUCACCGUGGACUCUGAAGAAAUCCUCUUUGAGACUGUUUUGAAGUGGGUUCAGAAAAAUCCUGAGGAAAGAGAGAGGUACUUUGAAGAUCUCUUUAAACUGCUUCGAUUGUCUCAGAUGAAACCCACUUACCUGACUCGCCACGUCAAAUCUGAGAGGCUGGUGUCUAGCAAUGAAGUCUGUGUUAAAUUAGUGUCUGAAGCUGUGGAGAGUCAUGCCUUGCGGUCUGAAAACUUACAGUCUGGUAAUCUACAACAUUCCACUUGUCCUGUGGCGUUGUUGCCACGUUUUGGACAAAACAUGGACGUCAUCAUGGUGAUCGGCGGCGUGUCGGAGGGAGGAGAUUACUUGAGUGAGUGUGUAGGGUAUUUCAUUGAUGAGGAUAGAUGGGUGAACUUACCACACAUCCAUAAUCACCUCGAUGGCCAUGCUGUUGCUGUGACAGAGUCUUACGUGUAUGUGGCUGGCUCCAUGGAGCCGGGGUUUGCCAAGACUGUAGAAAGGUACAACCCAAACAGAAAUAUUUGGGAGCAAGUUUCAAACCUGAUCACCAGAAAGCAUUCUUUUGGCCUUAUUGAAGUCAAAGGUAACCUCUACAGUAUUGGUGGACAUGGCAAUUUCAGCCCUGGCUAUAAAGAUGUGGCCAUUUAUAAUCCUGAGCAGGACAAGUGGCUUAACCUGGAGUCAGCACCAAAGAUUCUCCGUGAUGUCAAGGCUGUUUCCGUAGAGGACCGCUUUGUGUACGUUGCAGCUCGGACCCCAGUUGACAGUGAUAGUGAAGAUGGGUUGAGGGCAUUUAUUAUCAGAUUCGAUGCUGAAACCAGGCAGUGGCAGGAUGUGGAGUCUCUGCCACUCGUUGAUAAUUAUUGCUCUUUUCAGAUGUCUGUUGCUAACACAAACUUUUACCAUACAGCAUCGUGCUGCCCCAAGUGUUACCCUAUAGAUAACGAGGAAGCCAAGGUAAAGGUGUCUGGUAGGGCCUCAGAUGAAAUACUGGAAAGCUUACCCCCAGAGGUUCUUAGCAUUGAAGGAGCAGCUAUUUGUUAUUAUAAAGAUGAUGUUUUUAUCAUUGGGGGGUGGAAGAACAGCGAUGACAUUGACAAGCAGUACAGGAAGGAGGCGUAUCGCUACUGCGCGGAGAGGAAGCGUUGGAUGCUCCUGCCCCCCAUGCCUCAGCCCCGCUGCAGAGCAACAGCCUGCCAUGUCAGAAUCCCCUUCAGGUGCUUGCAGGGAACGCAGAGAUACCCUAUGCCACAAAAUCUGAUGUGGCAAAAAGAUAGAAUAAGGCAAAUGCAAGAAAGGCAGAUGCAGGAAAUACACCGGCACUCCCUAAGCUUGCGGAGAAUGCCACGCUCGCAGAUCGAGUGUUAGUGUCUGGAGUAUCACUCCUGAUGGAUCUGGGAAAUACUGUGCUAGAUGGUUUUGUUAGGCUUGGUGUAUCUUUGUGAGACGUGAGGUUGUUGAUGGGAUUCGAUGCAGAACAACAGCAUCUUCUAUGUGAUGAAAAUCAAGAUCAGACAUCGAGGAUAUGUGGGAAUUGAGCAGCUGUGUGAAUCCAGCAGUAUUACUUAGUGGUGCCCAGCAGCCUGUACCAGGCUGUGAAAUAUCUCUGGGCUCAUUAAGUCAGUUCUCCCUCUCUUAGGGUCUUUGUUUUCAAGGAUUUCUGUAGAGUUAGUCUCUAAGAGUUCUAUUUGGAAAAUCAAAGAUCUCUGUCUUAAUAAUUUAGUGGUUACAUUUGUGUGUGCUUCAAAGCACCUGUUUUGUUUGCACUUAUAUAUUGACAUUCCUUUGAUUCUCUCCUUCUCAGUGACUAAAACUUCACAUGUAAUUGGUGUUAGCAUACUUAGAGUUCCCACGUUGGAGGCAAGUGCAAUAGUUAUACUUGUAUAUGAAAAGAAAAGCACAAUCUUUCUUUAUAAAAUUACUUCAGGAUGUUUCUAUGUAUAUUUAAUACUUUGUGUGUUGUUGAGAGGCUGCAGAGUUUGUGUAAGAAUGGAUAAUUGGUAGAACACAAGACACUUGCUAAAACAAAGAACUUGAGGCAGAAGAUUUUUUUCAGGUGUAUCUGAAGGUGCUUUGAAUUUGUCUUUGCUUCACUGGAAACUUAGAUCAACAAUCAGCCUGAUAAAGGGAGUGAAAACCAGUGAAAUAGCCAUGCACCAGUAUUUACUAUUCAAUCAGUGUGGAUUAGUAAGGAUGAAAUUAUUUCACAGCAAUAGCUUGAAACCUGAGCUAUUUGGUAGAUCUUUUCUCAAACGUUGCAUGCAAUUUAAUUCCAGUGAAAGAGAUGAGAAGAACCCCCAUGAGCCUGUUUCCAGCCUAUCUUUGACAAUCAGUACCCUUUACCUUCAGAAUGCUUUCCCAAGGAGCUCACAGUAGCUUGCUGCAGAGCUCCCUAACAUAUUGACAUGAGAGAGUUGAGUUUUCAUAGUCUCUGAAUAUUUGAAUUUCCCCACUUACUGUGGUGAGAAGGUUUAAGCUGAUUUAAGUACUUUUUGGCAUUUUGAGGUGGUUUUACAUAAACCACUGCCCUGGUUGGCUGUAGUUUGCUUACUGCUGUACUCCUAAGGAACAGAACAUGGAAUGUUUCCUUUGAAGUAUUGCAGCCUCUCAGAUACUGUCCCACUGCACACUCCUUCUCCCUGCCCUGAAGAGCUCCAGCAGAGUUGAGGUUACCAGCAGAUUCAGUGUGUGCUUCCUACCUCCUUGUCUUCCCCCUCCUUCCCUUUGUUUGGAUGUUCCAGGUUUUUCCAUACAGCCUAACUCAGGAUCACAAGGAGGGGAAAGGGAGGAUGACCAGGGUGUUCCAAAAUGUGUGUAGACAAACACUGAUAGAGAAUCUGUUUGCUGUCCUUGGUUCAUAUGAUGAUUUGCUGGUGGUUUUGAUGUGGGCAACUUCUUUGCAAAGGAACUUCUAAACAGUUUGGUUUUUUUGUUUUGUUUUGUUUUGUUUUUUUAAUUGUUUAGCUUUCUGAGCUGAUACUUCUCAUUUUCCAAUUCAGCAGGCAGCCUAGAUCAUAUCUGAAACACUGGGUAAGUCUUUCAACCACAUCAUGUGUAAAGGUGUCUCUGAUGUGUACAGCCCUUAAUACUCCACUUUGCAGUUCACUUGCCACUUCUGAUAUCAGUAACUUGUCCUUUGUAAUGAAGUAAUCUAGCCUUGCCCCCCCAAAAAACCAACCCAAACCUUGAAAAUCUUAACACUUUAGCUUCAGUUUACUCAUCCAUGAUAACAGUGUUGUGUUUUAUUUGCCUGUUGGAUUGCUAUGCAAGGGCAGAUUAAAUAGUACAGUACUGGCCUAAUGCCAGAGAGGAAACAGAAACAGUUCAGGUUUGAGGCUGGUGUUCAGAAGUGACUGUUACUAGGUCAGCUCCUGGAGUUCUGUAAGCAAGGGGUUAAUCAGUGGAGUUUGGCCCCUGAACUCUUGCAAAACUGGCUGCAUUAGUUACUGCUCCUACUGCUGGGUUUGUGAAUAGAAGUAUGAAAACUUAUGACUUUACAACUAAGCCCAUUGAUUUAAGUUAAAUUUGUGGGAGCAAGUUUUAAGAUCACUUCACCAGAUUUUUCGAAGUAGCAACUGAGUAUACUGUACAUCCUCCUGCUGACAAGAAAUCCCACUGUAGGGAUUUUUACCAAGCAGUUUAAGGGUGGUAGUAUGUCAAACCACCACAGCUCUUUCAGAGCCCUCUUGUAGUCUGUCAGCAAAUCUGGACAGUUUGUAGGGAAAAAUACUGAGAUUGUUAUUAAAGCUGGAACACUAACUAGUUUAACAUGCAACAAAGUUAGAUGCAAGAAAAAAUUUCUUGUAGUCUUUCUUUUUCUAAGCAAAAUUGAUACUGCACUUGCCAUGAGAACUGGCUGACAUACAAGCUGUGUAGUUUACUAGGUGUUCCACUCCAUGUCAAAACAGUGCCUGGACAGCUUUGCUUGUGAGUGCCAGCCAUGGUUCUGUGUGUGAUGCACUGUCUGCUCCCUGUGCAUGGUGAGUGAUGAGCACUCUUCAACAGCACUGGUUUGCUCUGACCUCUACUAUGCCAGUUCUGUGGAAUUUGUAAGUAGUUGUGGGGUUUUUCUGUUGUGUUUUUUGUUUUCAUUUUUAGCCUUGACUUUAAGUGGACCAAUUGCAUUGCACAUGGUUUUGAACUGACAAGUCUAACUCUGUGUUGUGUCACUCAUAGGUGUUCAGCAGAAUUGCAUUAUUGACUGGCUGUAAUUAAGCCCACUAACCUGUGGAUCACAUAACAAACUCCUUGUGGCCCUUGACUGCUGUAGCUUGCUGGGUGUUUAUAAAAUGAUCCUGUAAACAAAAGCCUGGGAAUUCUUUCUGUGUGUUUAUAGUGGCUAGUUAAAUGUCAGUAAGAUCCUAGUGUGUAUUCAGUUCAGUAUUAGAAGCCUGACUUGGGGCCUCCCUAAUGUGAAAGAACAUCAGGGGGGAGUUUUCUUUCCUCCUUAUGACAAUCAUUCCUCUGUACCCAUGUGGAAUACAUGUCACAAAAUGCAUGUUCCAUGGCCUGUUUUUCUGCUCAGAGUAUUAGUGGAGUAGGACACAUCCUGCCUAGCACUCGCCUGUCAUUGUAGGAAUUUCUAGAUGCCAUAUGUGUACAUAAUAUUUUCUCACUCUGUUAGUAUGCUGGGUUUGUAUCUAUUUUUAAUAAGACUUUCUCUUGCAUAUAGUAGGACACCAGUCCAGAAGUGAAGAGAACAUGCCAGCUUUUUAGCAUGCAUUAUGAAUAACUAUGCUGAGCAUUCUGCUAUCCUAUUCCAAUAUAUUAUUUCUCUGUUACAGUAAAUAUUAAAAUCAGAACUGCUGGCUCUGCUUGUCUGUCACAGAGUAGACUGAUUACUACUGACAAACUGAGUCACAAAGAAUUACAACUUUUUAGGUUAUUUUUAACACAACCUUGCAAUAGUGUGUUGUGCCAUUCAGUGGGCUUAAAAAAGCAAGCUGAAAAUAGGUGGAUUAUGGCUUGGAUUUCUUUUCAAAUUAUGUUACAGUAUAAAUCUUAUCUCUAAUUUACAGUCCUGAAUAGAAGUCUGAUAAAACAGGUACUCCUGACAAUCUAAUCCUGUUACUAAUACGUAUGUAAAGUGUGGAACUAACAAGAUGUUUGAAGACCAUUAAUAGUCAGAUACUCCUCAUAGGUCCAUGUCCCUGUGGAUCACGGCAGCUCUGCUCUCCUGUCGAUAUUAAUGUAGACUUCAACAGAUUGCUCUGGGGAAGCAGCACUCCUGUACUUACUUCCAGUAAGGUAAAGUAGUAUGUGUGUGUAGGCUGUUUGAAACAAAUCCUACUGUAAUGUUCUUUACCUUAAAUACACUGUGCUAAAGCCUCAUAGGUGAAUUAAUUAAAAUAAACCUUUUAUUUCUCUAGCA